UGGGGUGGUGGGGUGGUGGUGACAAAGCAUGAGACCCUGAAAGAGAGGUCUGGAAUUCACUGUUUCUUCCAGACUACCCUUUCCUUUCCUCAUACCUGUCUGUCCUUUCCGUCCUCAGUUAAUUAUUGCACACCAAACCAAACAGGCACUUUCUGACUGUAGUGUUAAGCCUAAUUUAUCUGUUUUUCUUUUUGUCUGUUGUGCUUUUGAAGUUGGGUCCAGGAAACCAUCUAGUGGUGAUCCAAGGAUGUGAAGAUUUACUCCUGUGCUUUAUUUUAGGAGCUUUUUAGUUUUGGUUUGCACAUACAGGAAAACGACUCAUCUGAGUUAAUCUUUAGAGUACAGGUGUUUAGAAGGGGUCUGAAGCAUUCUUCUGCAUGUGUAUUAUCUUAGUACCAUUUGUUGAAAUGAUUGUUUCGUUAUUGAAUGAUCAUGGUACCUUUGUGAGAAAUCAGUUGGCAAUAAAUGUAAGGGUUUAUUUCUGAGCUCUCAGUUCUCAUUACACUGAUCUAUAUGUCCAUCCUUAUGCCAGUACCAUGCUGUCUUGAUCACUGUAGCUUUAAGAAGUAGUUUUUGAAAUUGGGAAGUAUGAAUUCUCUACCCAGUGAUUUUUUUUAACAAAGAUUUAUUUACCUAAUUGAAAGGCAGAGUUACAGAGAGGCAGAGGCAGAGGCAGAGGCAGAGAGAGAGAGAGAGAGAGAGAGAAAGAGAGAAAGAGGUCUUUCACCUGCUGGUUCACUCCCCAAAUGGCCACAGCAGCCAGAGCUGGACCUAUCUGAAACCAGGAGCCAGCAGCUUCUUCUGCUUCUCCCACGUGAGUGCAGGGGCCCAAGGACUUGGGCCAUCUUUUGCUGCUUUACCAGAUACACUAGCAGGGAGCUGGAUCAGAAUUGGAGCAGCUGGAACUCAAAGCGGCACCCGUAUAGGAGGGUGGCACUGUAGGUGGCAGCUCUACCUGCUAUGCUACAGUGCUGGCCCCUACCCAGUGAUUUUUUAGAUACAUGUGUUGUGUAGUGUGUGUGUGUGUGUGUGUGUGUGUGUGUAAGGCAGGCCAGGGUGCAGGGAGUGAAGGGAAGAGAGAUCUGCUGUCCAUCGGUUCACUCCUCAAGUGGUCUGGGCCAGGCCAAAGCCAGGUCUCCCAUCCAGCAAAGAGCUGGAUCAGAAGUGCUGAUAUGGAUGCCAGUGUCACAGGUGGUGGCUUCAGCUGCUACAUCACAAUGCUAGCCUCAAUCCAUCCAAAUCUUUUGUCCAUUUUUAUUGGGCUCCUUUUUAUUUUUAUUUCAUUAUAUUGUGGGUAUAAUUCCUUUGAUAGGUAUCUGUAUUGCAGUGUCUUCUUUUGCUUACCUUUUAACUCUUUAUAGUUUAAUGAAAAGAAAUUUUAAUAUCACUGAAGUUACAAGUCUUAUCCCUUAAUGGAUAGUGCUUUUUGUGUUUGGACUAAGACAGCCCUUCCUUCCAUGAAGUCAUAAAGGUAUUUUCUGUAUUAUUACAUUCUUGUACUUCCCCUGUUGUGUUUUUUAAUCUGUUGUGAAGACAGCUUUUUGUUGUGGGACAGGUGUCUGAUUUCACUGAGUUUCCUGUCCAGCCGCGCAGCCCUGCAUUGAGAAUGCUAAGCUGCUGUGUGCUCUUAUGUUAUACCUAAGUGUGCACAAACGCAUGGCUUUGUUUUUGGGUGCCAGCAUCUGUUCCAUGUUGUCUCAACUCCUGUAAAUAAGUCUUGAUGCAUGGCAGACGUUUUUGUUUUUUCUAAGAUUGCCUUGCACUCCUGUUUUCACCUAUCUGAGAGGCAGAAUGACAGAGAAAGUGCUCUUCCAUCCACAGAUUCACUUCCCAAAUGCCCACAACAGCCAAGGCUGUGCCAGGAAUUCCAUCAGGUUUCCCAGCUGUGUUGGCGUAGAAGAGCACCAUGCAGUUGACAUUGACCUGUAUCACUGUCCCAACUGUGCAGUUCUACAUGGUUCUUCUUUGAUGAAGAAGAGGAGGAACUGGCACAGGCACGACUACACAGAAGCUGAUGAUGGCUCCAAACCCGUGCAGGCUGGAACUCGGACUUUUGUUAGGGAAUUGCGUUCUCGAGUCUUCCCAAGUGCCGAUGAAGUCAUUGUGAAGAUGCAUGGCAACCAACUGACACAAAGAUACCUGGAGAAACAUGGAUUUGAUGUCCCUAUUAUGGUCCCUAAAUUAGAUGACCUAGGACUCAGGCUCCCUCCACCUGCUUUUUCUGUGAUGGAUGUGGAACGUUAUGUAGGUGGUGACAAAGUGAUAGAUGUCAUUGAUGUGGCAAGGCAGGCAGACAGCAAAAUGACACUUCACAAUUAUGUUAAAUACUUCAUGAACCCUAACAGACCAAAAGUGUUGAAUGUGAUCAGCCUUGAAUUUUCAGAUACAAAGAUGUCUGAAUUGGUGGAGGUCCCUGAUAUAGCCAGAAAACUUUCCUGGGUGGAAAAUUAUUGGCCAGAUGAUUCAGUUUUUCCCAAGCCAUUUGUUCAGAAAUACUGCUUAAUGGGAGUUCAAGACAGCUACACAGAUUUCCACAUCGACUUCGGAGGAACUUCAGUCUGGUACCAUGUCCUCUGGGGUGAGAAGAUCUUUUAUUUGAUAAAGCCAACAGAUGAAAAUCUGGCACUCUAUGAAUCUUGGAGUUCAUCUGUGACCCAGAGUGAGGUGUUCUUUGGAGACAAAGUGGAGAAAUGCUACAAGUGUGUGGUGAAGCAGGGACACACCUUAUUCGUUCCUACAGGGUGGAUUCAUGCUGUGCUCACGUCUCAGGACUGUAUGGCUUUUGGGGGGAACUUUCUGCACAACCUUAACAUUGGCAUGCAGCUCAGGUGUUAUGAAAUGGAGAAAAGGCUAAAAACACCAGAUCUUUUCAAAUUCCCUUUCUUUGAAGCCAUAUGUUGGUUCGUAGCCAAAAAUUUGUUGGAAACUCUCAAAGAGCUGAGAGAAGAUGGUUUCCAGCCGCAGGCUUACUUGGUCCGAGGAGUGAAAGCCCUGCACUCUGCUUUAAAGCUCUGGAUGAAGAAGGAACUGGUAUCUGAACAUGCCUUUGAAAUUCCAGACAAUGUUAGACCUGGACAUCUUAUUAAAGAACUUUCUAAAGUAAUUCGAGCAAUAGAGGAGGAAAACGGUAAACCAGUUAAAUCUCAGGGAAUUCCUACUGUGUGUCCAGUUUCAAGAUCCUCAAAUGAAGCAACUUCUCCUUACCAUCCCCGACGAAGGAUAAGGAAACUUCGAGAUCAUAAUGUCCGAGCGCCUUCGAACCUGGACAUCCUAGAGCUCCACACGAGAGAAGUCCUCAAAAGAUUAGAGAUGUGUCCAUGGGAAGAGGACAUCUUGAGCUCUAAACUGAAUGGAAAAUUCAACAAACAUCUCCAGCCAUCUUCUACAGUACCUGAAUGGAGAGCGAAAGAUAAUGAUCUACGAUUAUUACUGACAAAUGGAAGAAUAAUUAAAGAUGAGAGACAGCCCUUCGCAGAUCAGAGUCUUUAUACAGCAGAUAGUGAAAAUGAAGAGGAUAAGAGGAGGACAAAAAAGGCAAAAAUGAAGCUGGAAGAGUGUUCAGGAACGGAGGGGGUGGAAAACGAGCCUCGGAAACCACUGAACAGGUUUUUCACAAGUGUGAGAUCAGAACUCAGGAACAGAUCAUCAGAAUACUCGGACAUUUCUGACUCGGAAGACUCCAGCCCUGACUGCGCUGCACUGAAAAAUAAUUUUACCACUGAAGAAUCUGAAAGUUCAGGUGAUGAAAAGAAACAAGAAGUCACAUCAGCCUUCAAGGAAGAAUCUGAUGUGAUGAGGCGCUUCCUUCAGAAGAGCCGGCAGCCAUCCAGAAGGGAAAUUCCAAUUAAAAGGGAAUGUCCUACCUCGACGAGCACAGAGGAAGAAGCUAUUCAGGGCAUGCUGUCUAUGGCAGGGUUGCACUAUCCCACAUGUUUACAAACGCAAGUGCAAAGCACAGACUGCAGUGGUGGAAGACAGUCUCUCCAGGAGCCCAGCUGCCACAGCAACCAGGAGGUUGGGCAGUCCUGUCGCUACGACAGACCGGUGCAAUGUGGAUACCAUGUCAAGACUGAAGAUCAGGACUUGAGGACUUCUUCCUGGAUUAAACAAUUUGAUACAACUUCCAGAUUUAAUCCUCAGGAUCUAAGUAGAAGCCAGAAAUGCAUAAAAAAGGAGGGCUCAUCAGAAAUCAGUCAGAAGGUACAAAACAGGAAUCUCACGGACAGCAGUGGCUCAAGCUUUCAGAAUGGAAAGUAUAUGCAGAAUUCGAGUGUGGUUUCAGGGGCGUGCCAGAUAAGUAACGGCAGUCUAAGCCCAGAAAGGCCCGUUGGUGAAACUUCCUUUUCAGUGCCCCUUCACCCCACCAAGAGACCUGCAUCAAACCCACCCCCUAUCAGCAACCAGGCCACAAAAGGUAAGCGUCCAAAAAAAGGAAUGGCAACAGCCAAACAACGUCUUGGGAAGAUCUUGAAGUUGAACAGAAAUGGCCAUGCACGCUUCUUCGUGUGACGGAGCUGCUGUAGUAGCCAUUCUUCCCUUUGGAGGCCAGUCUUGGGGUGCAGAAGCCUGGAGCUCCCGCUGUCCCCUGGCCUGGAGCAGUCUGCGUGUACAGUAAGAAUACUGCCCGAGAACAGAGUGAACCUGAUGCUGCAUUUUCACUGUGCCACACCCACUCAGCAAUAACCCUUUGGACCUGGUGGGGGAGAGGAUGAAAGAGGGUAGAACCUUAAAAGGAGACCUUGAACUGAAAAGGGUCUCUUGUCAGGGCUUGAAUUUCAUUUUGUUGUUGGUAGUGUCUUGAUUUAUUCAGUAGUAGGGUAAAGAAUUAUCAAUAAUUUAUUUAACAGAUUUUUUUUAAAGUUAACAGCUUUUAAAUUCUUUCUUUUUUAAAGCUAUUUAUUUGGAAGAUUUCUGGAGAAAUAUCUCACUAAUUUAGAUUUAAGAAUGUGAAGGUUUUUAAAUUAUUUUUGAUAGUGUGUAUGUUACAUGUGGGGAAGAGCCACGGUAACAGUAACUAGUCUGGACUCUUAAAUUUGAUAUUCAGGUUAAAGUCUUAAACAGGGAUUUGAUGCAUUAAUUAUUUUAAAUUAAGAUGUAUAUGGAAAUCAUUUUAUUUUAUAUAUUCAUGUGUUUUUAUAAGCUAUCAGCUUCGCUUUUGCUAACAUCCAAGGUGCAUACCGUUACCCAGGUUGAUGACCUUACAUCCCACCUUCCCUCUGCACUCCCUCAUUUUGUGGUGACCCGACAGUACUCUUCUCUUUGCAGGGAAACUCUUCAUAGCCAAUAUGUAAGAACUCCAUGAAAGACCCCUCAGUUUUCAUUUUGUUUGAAAUUGUGGAUUUCUUCUAAAUGUAAAGAAAAUGGGCUUCUUGCAUUUUCAUUUCUGCUGAUGAUAUCUAGGUCCCAAAGAGAACAGCUUUAAUAUCUUUUUCCUACUUGUGGGGAAAGUAUUAUAAGUUUGGUUAAAUUGUCAUGUUUAUAGUUUUUCCAAAUACAUUUGUAACUACAUAGGGCCUUCUUCAUACUGCUGGUGUUGGAUGACAAUACUGACACCUGCUGCCAAGGUUCUCUCUUAUGGCGCUUUUAUUCUCUAUACUAAUUUGGAAACGAUGAUUUGACUUAGGAUGUUCAAAUCUGCAUAAGAAGCAGUAGUAUAAUAGACUCAUACUAUAUUAGGUUGUAUAGAAGCAAGCAUGUUGGGGUAGAUCUUUUCUUAACCUUCUAAAGAAUUAUCUAAGAUAUGGAUUUGGAGUAAAAUGGGUGCUUUUUUGUAGUUUCUCCGUCUCUCCUGACUGGCUGAACUUUAAGGUAAUCACCUAUCUCCUUUAUGUACAAUUUUUACUGAAUGCCAGUUUUCAGUUGCCUGUGCUAGCUUCUAUUCCUCUCCCCCCUGCUCUGGCAUAAAAAUAAGUAAUUUCUAGGCAUGGGGUAGAAAUAUUCACAAGCCUGACAAUAGAGCAUUUUACAAAUUCAUACAAAGAAAAUAUAGGCAAAUAGGAUAAAAUUUAUUUUUAUGGAGAAUAUGGCCAUAUUUGUGAAUUUCUUUUUUUACUCAGUACAGUAAUAGGACUUUCCCUUCUGUAUUAGAAUGUCACUUGAAUUGCUAAGAAAACAAUUACACCAUCUUCUUUCAUGGUUGUUUUCAAAUUUAUAUUUUUAAAAAGCAUUAUUUCUUACUGUCUCCAUUCCAGUACUUCAUGGGAUAAAUAUUAAACAGCUUAUGAAUUGGCCUUUUUGGCCCAGAGUGACUGGACCAAAGUCUGAAUCUUAUCUGCGUGUUGGGAAGAAGAAUUUGUAUGGAAAUCCUCUAUAUCUAUUUAUGGCCUACUUAAACCUUGUCUACACUAUGCCAAAACAAGUGGGAAGAUGGGUACAGUCAGCCUCUGACUGGUCAUCUUACCUCAAGAUGCAAAAGUCUGGUUGUUGGCUGCUUCUCCCAGCUUCCUGCACAAUCUCCUACUGUGAUAUCUUGGUUUUCUGUAGACCGUGUUUUAGUGCUACAGUACAUGUGCUUUUAUUUUAUUUUGGUUUAAGAAAUAGUAACUAUAACUUCCUUUCCCAAUUACAUCAUGGUGUGGAUUUUUUCAUAGCUCCAAGUAUUAAAACAUGGUCAGUACCCACCUGUGUCCCUAGGCCAAUAAAUACUGAUUUGGAGUAGCCAGUACAUAAAAUUUUUAAGUGAAGGUACUGUGGAUUCAUUUUUGGCAGUUUUAGCCCAUUAUCUGGCUAAGUUCCAAAACUUUGAUCAAGGCAACAUAACCACUCUGACAGAAGCACGUAUUUCCUUCUGAACUGGUGAGCAUUCAGCCACUCUCCUCCUCAGCCUUUAGAAAGUCACUGACUGUGAUCCACCCCUUCAUCUCCAGGACACGGCUGAACUCUCAGCAAGCUGCUGCCAGUAACCAGGCUCCACAACAGUUGACAACCAUUUGUCUUCCUUGUCUCAUUUAUCAACAGGACUAUCAUGGAAGACAGCAGUGAGAGCUUUUAGUUAUUGAAAGUGAGUACAAAUACGUAAACUGAGAAUUAGGGCUUAACAUAUGAAAUGUUAGUAAUAGUGAUAGUAGACAAUAAUUUUUCUCUGUUGAUUCAAAUAAGGGAUCCUAACCUGGGAUCCCUUGUGCCGUAACGUAAUUCAUAAUGUUACAUAAUAGUAAGCUCUCCAGUGUUGAUGACUCAGCUUAAUAGUAGUUAAGUGCCCUAGGAAUAUAUUGAACUUCACGAAGGUCAUUUUUGAAGUGUAGGAAAUUGAAGAUUCUGAAUGCAACAUAAACUCAGAGAAUAAGCAGGCCCAUCCUUAUCAGUAGUGAAUACUGAACUUGAAUGCUGUUCUGUUCUUUAAUCUUAAUCACUGCCUUUCCUAUGAACUCUACUGUAUUUACUCGUCUGAAGUCAGCAGGUACUUAACAAGCAUCUACUGUGUGCCAGCACUCCUCAGUACUGCAGGGGAUUCACAGUUGCAGUGUAGUCUCUGCUUCUGAAGGGAACUCCUCUAGGAAAUCAGCAUUAUUUUCACUUCAAGCAAACUUGAGCAAGAGGGCCCAUUCGUAAAAAGCAGCAUAGCUUUAUUAGUUUCAACUGAGAUACACUACACAGGAAUGGAAGUAAAAGAAGUCUGAGUUCUUUUUUAAAAUUGAAGAAACCUCUCAAGAGUUAGCAAUUCCGUGUCGUGCUGAUAUAGAAGCGUGCUGCAGCAGGCAACUUGGGUUUCUGUCACGUUCUGCCCUUGGCAGUGACUUCAGUAAUUACAUCACUUACUGAGUCUUAGUUUUCUUUGUAAGUUUGCAUUAAAACAUGCUUAUUAUGAUAAUUACUUAAGAAAAGCAUAUAGAAAAUCAUCCCUUAAUUUAUUAACAUUUCAUAGAGAAUUUGUCAUUAUUUAAGUUACAGUUGGUAACUAAUGAACGCACCUUUAGAUAUAUUUUAAUAGAGGAACUGCCAUUAUUCAUAAAGUCUGCUGCAUAUCAAAUAUCUGAAGAAUCUCUAACAAGGUGCUGCAUUACAAUCCGAUUCCAUGCUUCAAAUGAAAGAAAAAGAAGUGAGAUCAUUUAUGGAUCAGAGUAAGAAUAAGCAGGUUUAUCCUCAAAUACGUUAAGAUGAAUUAAAGUAACUGAAAGACAGCUUUAGGUUUUCAGAAAGAGGAACUGGGACAGUAGUGCUCCACAGGUCUGGCAUACUCUUCAGGUACCAGAUAAGCGUGAAGUCAGUCAUGGAAUUAAAAUGAUUGGCAGCAAAGCCAUGGAACUAGGGGAAGCUGCAAGGCAGUUAGAAAGCUGGGGACUACAAGGGCUCUGGACUGGUGGCAGCAGCUUGCUGGGGAAGGAGAAAACCACUGGAGUAUUGGAGGGAGAGGCUCGACUGAACACCUUCAGCAGGAAGGCUCUUUCUGCUUUUUUGAAAAGAUGCUCUCUGUAGUGACUAAGAGUACUCUGCAGAGAGUUGAUUAGAAUAAUUACAUGCUCCACCGUGCUGUUAUUGAAACAACUAUUACAGCAGAGAGCACUCUAAGUUUUCACUUUGAGAGGGCCUUUAUAAUGUAAAUAUAAGAAGUGUUAAGAAAUUCAUUCCCCCUCCCCCCUUAUAUGUGAAACUAAUUGCUCCUGACAUAAAGAGAAGCUAAAGCUUACCAGGCUUUUCCUGACGUCCUGGGUCUUGAGAAAAUUCACUGUCCGAUCUUUAGCCUAGUGAGAGCGUGUCCCUGGUAAAUACAGGCCCGUGGAUCCCAGGUGAUACACAGUGGAUCUUGGACUUCCUGAAGCGGCUCCUGUCCCACAACACUGUGGAUAUGCUUCCUAGGCAGAUGGAAACAAAGGGGAGUGAUCUGUGUGCUCACUGUGUUGCUGUUGACCAUACUGUAGUAUUAAUACUGUAGCCUUACUGAAAACUCUUCCCUUAUUUUAACUUGCUUUUCAGUGAACGUCAUGCUGUAACACAAAUAUUUGAUAUCCCGUGCAUAGACAUUUUAAAAAAAUAAUGUCAUUAAGAGGCGAAUGCUUAUUUCCAAAGCAACUACCUUAUCAUGCUUGACUUGUUUUAUUCUUCUGUAGCAUUUUUUUCCCUCUUUAAGAUUCUCUUUUGAAAUAUCCUUAAAUUCUCCCUCUUACCCUUGGUUCCCUUCUGCUGCCUAAGGCUUUGUUUUUAACAAGCUCAAUUACAUUUUUUUGUUAAAACCUUUUUGAAACUAUUCAGUAAUUCUUCCAACAAAUUUAUCUGCUCUGCACUAUUUCACUAAUAAACCCUGGCUACCACGUAGCCCUUGACCUCCAAGUAGUUUACCUAUGCAAGACCUAUGACAUUCUGAAUCCAUUUUUAUUUCACAAGCAGUCAUAAGUGGAACUUAGUCAAAGGUGAAACUUAUCUUCAUCCAGUUUUAUUUUGACCAUUUCCUUUCCAAAAUGUCAGCUGUUUUCCCCCAAGAUUUUUCACCAAAACAAUGAUCAUAAGUGCUAGAAUUUAUGAUAUUUUACAGAAAUGAAAUAACUCAGAUGUACUCUUAUACUUCUUUGAUGGGUUUUGGUUGGUAAAAAUUACCAGCAUUAAAUGUAAUAUAUAAUGAGGAGUUGAUUCCGAACCUAGAAUCAUUUCUUCCCUCUGAGAUUCAUAAGGAACCUUUUAUUUUUACAAAGCAUACAUAUAACUUCCACAUUACAGUCAGGGACCUGAGGUGUUAACUUGCCAAGUGAACCCCAAGGUUAUUUUAUCUUGCAAAAGAAACCUAAACCAAACUAAGGGCCUUACAGUUUAUGGUUAGACUGAAUCAAAAGCUUAUAACCUCAAUUUCUCCAAAAACAGCUCCUGACUGCAAAAGCAAGUCAUGCAGUUGUUAGGCGUGAAAUAGCACUGAGUGGGAGAUGCACAUGCGUCUUUGCAGACUGUAUUUCCUUCAGAAAAAGACUUUUCUACUUUUAAUAUAAAUUAAGCCAUAACAGUUUCAUGCUGUGGAAAGAGGGUGAAAAGGUUCAUUUUAAGAGAUUAUAUAAUAUGAAUUUUCACAUUUACUGUGAAAUGUCUAACUUUGCCAGUGCUUCAGCAAGUUUUCUUUUGGGAGGGUGUUGGAGGGUGGUGACAGGGUGGGGUAGUAUUGGUUUUAGGGAUUUUAAAUCUGUGAAAUUUAAAGAUGGGACAGUUGUUGGCUAUGGUAUUUACUAGUUUUGUAGUAAUGUUUUGCUAGCCUGACUCUCCUUACUGAUUCUUCCGCCCACGGCCCGUGGUGAGUGACUGUUCCUCUUCUUGUUUGGGGUGUCUGUUUGCAUAGGCAGCGGUGUGUGUGCAGCUGUGGCCUCUGAAUCCAGAAGCACACUGUGGCAAUGGAACUGGGGUGUGGCUAGGAAGAGGGGUGCUGAAGCUUUAGGAGCAUCUUUCUUUCCAACUCCUAACAGUAUUUCCCAUCUUUUGCCUGCAGGCAGGGAAAGUGUACAGUAUUUAUUUUGUUUCUGUUUUACUCUAAAUUUGUAAGUCUUUAAGUAGCUUACAUUGAUUAUUAUAGGGGAGGAUGAGUGAUCUGUUUAAAGUUGUAUUUGGUAUUCUUACUUUACAAUUUCUGUAUUUUAAAAUAUUGAAAUUAAAAUUGUAUUACUUCUGUUUUGA
Messenger RNA from Oryctolagus cuniculus (rabbit), 10587 nucleotides. NCBI's taxonomy places the organism in Eukaryota, Metazoa, Chordata, Mammalia, Lagomorpha, Leporidae. The record is from RefSeq and is a predicted model, not a curated record.